Messenger RNA from Drosophila busckii, 622 nucleotides. It is a transcript of the gene eEF5, whose product is annotated as eukaryotic translation initiation factor 5A. NCBI's taxonomy places the organism in Eukaryota, Metazoa, Arthropoda, Insecta, Diptera, Drosophilidae. Gene Ontology annotation, molecular function: ribosome binding; RNA binding; translation elongation factor activity. The coding region runs from base 60 to 545 and encodes 161 amino acids. Gene Ontology annotation, biological process: positive regulation of translational termination; positive regulation of translational elongation. The record is from RefSeq and is a predicted model, not a curated record. The transcript has a single exon.
UUCUUCCCUUUUUCUCAGCAGCGUGCCGCGUGUUAAGGUUUUAUAAAAUAAAUUUCGAGAUGUCUACGGAAGACCAUGAUACCGAAUUUGCCACUGUCGAUUCUGGCGCAGCCCAAACAUUUCCUAUGCAAUGCUCGGCUUUGCGUAAAAACGGUUUCGUGAUGCUCAAGGGACGUCCGUGCAAGAUUGUGGACAUGUCUACAUCUAAGACUGGCAAGCAUGGCCACGCCAAAGUCCACCUUGUCGGCAUCGACAUAUUCACACAAAAAAAAUAUGAAGAUAUAUGCCCCUCUACCCACAACAUGGAAGUGCCCAAUGUGAAACGCGAGGACUAUCAACUCAACGACAUUAGCGAUGAUGGCUACCUCUCUCUAAUGUCCGACAGUGGCGAUAUACGCGAAGACCUCAAACUUCCCGAAGGACAAUUGGGUGCAUCAUUGCGCACGGAUUUUGAUAGCGGCAAAGAUCUAUUGUGUACCGUACUAAAAGCCUGUAACGAAGAGUGCGUCAUUGCCAUAAAAACCAACACAGCAUUGGACAAGUAGGCUAUCCUAAGCUGUCAUGAACCGAAAGUGUAAUGAUAAAAUGAAGUAAUAUCAAUUAAAUGAUUCUACAAAACAAA